UGGGUCUCGGGGGCAGGUACUCCAGGCUGGGAUCCGUGCCGGGGUGCUGGGCGGGACUGCUGGGGUGCCCCUGUUUGCUGCCCCCCCAUGCUGGGGCUCUGGCUGGAGGCUGGCCCGGCUCCAGCCGGGGUGGGAGCUGCCCUGUGGUUAGGAGCCGUCUCUGCAGGGCGGGCGCCCGUCUGCCCGCAACCUGCUUAUUUAUAGUGCCGGGCCUGGAGUUCAGCGCCGCGCUUUUUAUAGAUGGCCUGGUGGCGGGGAGGCCCCGUGGGAGCACGGCGAUGGGGUCAGACCUCCCGGGCGGCCGUGGGAAAUGCCACAGAGGUCUGGUGGCCAGCACGCCCGUGCAGGGGCGGAGAUGCGUGCUGCCUCCCGGGGCUGCUGUUUUUCUGGGGGUUGCUGAGCUCGUCUGAAGCUUCGCUGCCGUGCUGACCAGAUCCAGGUCCAGGCUCUGGGAACCAGCUUUGCUCUCUCGGCGACUGGGCGUGCAGUGGGAGCGCGUGCUGGGCUCCCCACCAGGAGCGGGUGACACCGUCCCAGUCUGGCCUGGGCUCACAGGAGCCGCGUGUGGCUUGAGUGAUGCGUGGAGAGGCCUCGGCUUGCGGUAGCAGCGUUGCGCAGGACAUCUCGGGGCUGGCAAGUCCCUACCUGGGAAUGCCCUUUGUGCCCGGGAGAGCCGGCAGUUCAGGGGAGGUGGUCGGGGAUCUUUGCCUCUGUGCCCACCUGAGCUGGGUAUUUCCAUGCCUGGCCAUAGUCCCCUUCUGUGGGGGGGAGAGCUGCUAAUCUCAGGCACGUGGGGGCUUUCUCGUGACAGGGAAGCUGGCUCUGAUCUGCACGGGUGCAGGGUGGGGGGAGGCUGGAGGAAGCGGAGGGGUUGGUGCCGGACUCGGAGCCGGGUGGGUGAUCUGAUCCCAGGCGCCGCCAGCUGCCCUGUGCUUUCUGCUCCCGGGCAUCGCUCGGCUUUGGGGCUGGGAGGGCUGGGCUGGGCUGCUGAUAUCCCGCAGGGCUGGGGGGAGACGUGCCCGGGACAGGAAAGCUGGUUAACCAUUAGCUCCCGAUGCACUGGGGGGGCUCUUCCAAGCCAUUUGUGUUCAAGGAAACCAUCUGUUCAGCCCUGUCAGCUUCCGCACCUGAUUUACUGCCCCGGCCCCGCGGUGCCCCGGCCCCGGGCUCGGCCCCUCCUUUGUUCUCAGCCGCCCUCGCUGGGUGAUCAAUUAGAGCGUGAUGAGGCUCAUUUUGCCCAGGGGUCUCUUAAGCCCGUGGGGUCAUGAUGCCAGUGGUGACCUCGACUUGUACCUACCGUGAGGAGCUGAGCUGUCGGGACUCAGGCUCCAUGCCCCGAGAGGACCUUGCCAGCUGCAGGCAGGGGUGGAGAUCUGGUUAAGGGGCUCUGCCAGCCCGUGGACACGGGUGCCAGCGUGCUUCCCUGCCCCGGCUGGACUCGGAGACUGCUUAGAUCCGGCUGGUGGACGACAAGCUGUGCCGGCACCUUGUGAGGAAGGCAGUGGGACUUACGGUGGGCUCUGGGCUCCUGCCAUGGUGCCCUGAGCCUGCCCUGCUGCCAGCUGCCCCUUGUCGGGGCACGUGUCCCCGAGAGCCAAGGGGCCCGGUGCCAUGAGGCCGGUAUCGCCAGCCAGCGGGUUUUCCCCGCUGGGGCUGCUGACGCGGGGGCCAGAGUACCUGCGCCGGCAGGUGGAAGGGGACCGGGGCGCCCGCUCUCCCAGCGCUGUGGAGAGGCUGGAGGCCGACAAAGCCAAGUACGUCAAAACCCAGCAGGUCAUUGAGAGCCGGCAGGAGCCCGUGCUGUGCAGCAGCACCCCCCGGCCAUCCCCUCGCCCCCGGCGCCUCCUCAUCUCGCACCAGUGCAACGAGCUGAGCGUGGAGCUGAGCUGGGACAGCCCCUGCCGCCCAGCGCCCCCGCAGUCCCCCGUGGCACGGCGUGGCGGCAGCAAGCGUGGGCUGAGGCCCGACUCGCUCGUCAUCUACCGGCAGAAGCGAGACUGCACGGCGGGGAACAAGGAGAACGCCAAGGGCUAUGGCCUGGUGCGGUGGCUGCUCCAGGGGCCCCUGAGGGACAAGUCCCCCACAUCCCCCUCCUCUGGAGGCCUGGAAGAGGAGCCUCUGACCCUGGAGAGAGAAGAGACGGCCAUGGCCUGGGUGCCCCUGGAGAAGGAGGUGGCUGGAGGGCAGAGCCCAGGAGGCAGCCUCUUUGCUCCUGGCACCAGCCCCAUGGAGCAGGCGUCACCCAGCGCCCAGAGACACCUGUGCAGCUCCAGCCCCAUGGAGCCGGCCUCAGCCCGUGCCCAGAGACCCCUGCCCAGCCCUGGCCUGGGACAGCCCCUGCCGGGGGCCAAGCCGGCGCUGGCCCUGCGCUGCUCCCUCCCACUCUCGGAAAAGGAGCGGUUCUUCAACUACUGCGGCUUGGACCGGGACCUGGUGGAGGGCCUGGGGGCAGAGCGCUUCGGGGCGGCGGGCUGGGACGUGGCCUCCUCCCUGCACCCGGGCAGCCGGGGCUCAGCUGGCUCGGGGUCCCAGGGCGCCCCGUCCCAGGGCAGCGGGGACGAGCCGGGCAUGCGGCUCUGCUCCGCCAUCUCCAUCGUGGAGCGCAACGCCCGGGUGAUCAAGUGGCUCUACGGCUGCCAGAGGGCCUGGGCGGCCGGCCGGGAGUCCACCGUGUGAGCGCGGAGAUGGGCCAGGGCCCCGGCUGGGUCUGUGCCCAGGACAUUGGGCUGUGGACUUGUGGCAGGAUGGACUUGGGGAGGGGGAGAUGUGAGCUGGUUCCUCCCUGCUGCCCUCCCCGGCACCGCGGGGUGUAGCGUCCCCGGCAGGGGCGACCCGCUGGCCCACAUUGGGUUAUAGAGGCGAGAUGGGACCCAGGCGUCUCCGUGGCUGGUCCCAGCCGAAACCCCCUAGUUUCCCCUGACUGCCGCAGGCUGAGGUGCAGCCCUUGGAUCUUCCCUGGAGCUGAGCUCUGCCCAGGCCUGGGGCUGGCAGGAGUUGGGGCCUCGUCCGUGGGUUCAGCGGGCACGAUGCUGCCCCUUGAGAGCCGGCUCCGUCAGCUGCCACCUCCCUCCCAGGCUUUUCUCUGUGUUUUCUGGAUCAGGAAUAAAACCAGAUGCACCUGGA
This is a messenger RNA of Alligator sinensis (Chinese alligator), 3123 nucleotides long. It is a transcript of the gene FAM110D, whose product is annotated as family with sequence similarity 110 member D. The transcript has 3 exons. The record is from RefSeq and is a predicted model, not a curated record. NCBI's taxonomy places the organism in Eukaryota, Metazoa, Chordata, Crocodylia, Alligatoridae. Bases 1612 to 2676 code for a protein of 354 amino acids.